Molecule: messenger RNA, 792 nt
Organism: Morchella importuna
Lineage: Eukaryota; Fungi; Ascomycota; Pezizomycetes; Pezizales; Morchellaceae
Exons: 6
Coding region: 1-792 (263 amino acids)
Biological process (GO): 7-methylguanosine cap hypermethylation; 7-methylguanosine RNA capping
Cellular component (GO): nucleus
Molecular function (GO): RNA cap trimethylguanosine synthase activity
Source: RefSeq, a predicted model, not a curated record
AUGCCACAACGCCAUAAGCCGAGCGAAGAUUUUCUGUUAGAAGACAUUUCGCGUACUGGUAGUGAAACCAAUUCUUCACGGCCCCAUGAUGUUCCUUUUUACACGGAAGAAAAUCCGCCCUCAGGUGCAAUUCUAAGUUAUUGGAGACAACGACAGAAACUCUUCACCAGAUAUGAUGAAGGCGUCUGGAUGACUCAUGAUGCCUGGUACGAGGUUACUCCAGAAAAAGUUGCCGAGAAGAUUGCCCAACAUAUUUUCGAAUCUGGAGCGGAGACUGUGAUUGACGCCUUCUGCGGUGUGGGUGGCAAUACAAUACAGUUUGCCCUUUCGGCGUCGUGUAAGCGUGUCAUUGCGAUAGACAAAAACCCGACUGCUAUACUAUGUGCAAAGCACAAUGCGCAAAUAUAUGGAGUAUCAGAAAAGAUUGAAUUUAUUAUAGGAGAUUUCUUCGAACUCAUCAGUACCCGAGGCUCAGAAUUGAAAUCCGAUGCAGUCUUUUUAUCUCCGCCUUGGGGAGGGCCAACAUACAGGAACGAUGAGAUCUUCGAUCUUGAUACUAUGGAGCCGUACGCCGGGUCAUAUAUCAUGGAACAAGCCUUGAACGUCUCCAGAAACAUUGCAUUAUACAUUCCACGAACAUCUAAUUUGAAUCAGGUGGCGAAAAUGGUACCUAAAGGCGAAAGAGUCCAAGCCAUACAUUAUUGUAUACAAAGAAGGAGCAAGGCAUUGACCGUUUAUUUUGGCAAUUUAUCAAACUUGGAGAAUUGGAAUAAGGUCUUGCAUCUUGAAUAA